UACAGAUGAGCGCCUCCUCGACAGGGCGAGCAGAUUUGGAGCUGAAGGUGUGUUGCUGUUGCCAGUGAGCUGGAAGAGGAAGACAGGAAGGAACCUCUUUGACUGAAGAUACUUGUCACAUCGAGCUCGUGCUGCAAACUUGAACCCCUUCCUGGGAUUGUGAAGAGGACCCAGGGUAGACAGCGUGCUGCCAGCAUCUGCCUGGCUGCCCAGCAUCGCCACAAUGAAUGAGAGUCGAAGGGAAGCACUGGCGGCGGCCGCCCCCGCGCCCACCACCGCCUCCUCCUCCACGGCUGGCUCCAACACCACCAACAUGGCCGGCCCGGGCACAGGCGAGAAGGAUGAAGCCUUCUCCAAGCUGAAGGACAAGUUCAUGAAUGAGCUGAACAAAAUUCCAUUGCCAUCGUGGGCCAUCGUCUCGAUUGCCUUUGUGGCCAUCAUCCUGGUGUUAGCUUGCUGCUUCUGUGUCUGCAAAAAAUGGAUAUUCAAGAAGAAAAACAAAAAGAAGGGCAAAGACAAGGGCAAAAAUGCCAUCAACAUGAAGGACGUCAUAGAUGGGGCCAAAACCGAGGCCUUGAAGGAUGAGGAGGAUGCGGAGACAGGGCUGACUGAAACGGAGAAAGAGGCAGAGCCCAAGGAGGACCAGAAACUGGGCAAAUUACAGUACUCCCUGGAUUACAAUUUCACAGAGAAUACGCUCAUAGUGGGGAUCAUUCAGGCGGCCGAGCUGCCUGCUAUGGACAUGGGUGGCACAUCUGACCCAUACGUAAAGGUCUACCUGCUGCCUGACAAGAAGAAGAAAUUUGAGACCAAGGUCCACAGGAAGACCCUCAACCCCGUCUUCAAUGAGCAGUUCACCUUCAAGGUCCCAUAUGUAGAGCUUGGCGGGAAGACACUGGUGAUGACGGUGUACGAUUUUGACCGCUUCUCCAAGCAUGAUGCCAUUGGCGACAUCAAGGUGCCCAUGAACAAGGUGGACUUCAGCCACAUAACAGAGGAGUGGCGGGAUCUGCAGAGCGCUGAGAAGGAGGAGCAAGAAAAACUGGGUGAUAUCUGCUUCUCUCUGCGAUAUGUCCCCACUGCUGGCAAGCUGACCGUGGUCAUCCUUGAGGCCAAAAACCUCAAGAAAAUGGAUGUUGGAGGCUUGUCAGAUCCAUAUGUGAAAAUCCACCUGAUGCAAAAUGGUAAGAGGCUGAAGAAGAAGAAGACGACAAUCAAGAAGAACACCCUCAACCCUUACUACAACGAGUCCUUUAGCUUCGAAGUCCCAUUUGAACAAAUCCAGAAAGUGCAAGUUGUUAUAACUGUUCUGGACUAUGACAAGAUCGGCAAGAACGAUGCCAUCGGCAAGGUCUUUGUGGGCCUCAACAGCACGGGGACGGAGCUGCGCCACUGGUCCGACAUGCUGGCCAACCCCAGGAGACCCAUCGCCCAGUGGCACGUGCUGAAGCCUGAGGAGGAGGUGGAUGCUCAGCUCUCCGUCAAGAAAUAGGCAGGGCUCUUUCAGUACCUGCCUUGUAGUACUCUUUAGCCAGUAUGUGUAAAUACCUCAGUGAUAUAUGGGUCCAUCCAUGUAACUCCCUGUCCCACUUUACCCCCUCCCCCACCCGUCAACCUCUCCCAGAUUCAUCACUCCUAAGUUCACACACAGUCCUAAUUGUUGAAGUGUCCUGCAACAUCUGUUCUCUGCUUUUUUUCUAUCAGGUUCUCGCUUUGAUUCAGCAGUUUUUGAUUUCCAUCUCCAAGCCCUUAACCGCCCAGACCAAAUGCCCCCUUCUUUUAAGCAAUAUGAUCUGUAUAGAUAGCGCAUGACUGAAAGAAUUUAUUGUACCACAGUUGUAUAUAUAAGUAUGCAGACAUAAAUGAUUUCUAGUUUAUGUGUUUGUAUGUUGUUACCCGUUUCCUAAUCUGUGUAUAUCUUGAUGUUUUUAAUAAGAUGUUCUAUUUUAAAUUAUGUAAAUGCAGAUAUAGAGGAAAGCCAAUAUUAUAUAUCCCAGGAUUUAAAAAUUCUACCUUAUUACCUUAUUGCAUUCCAGAAAAAAAAGAAUUCCAACCUGCAAGAUGCUAGUGGAAAUAUAUUCACAUUGUAAAGGACUUUAAGUUCAGCAAAGGAUCAUUACUGAAAAGACAAACGGAUGAAUAUAUCCACACAAAACUCCAAAAUACAAGGCCAUUAACUACUAUGGUUCUGUAGGAUAAAUUAUGCUGCUGGAAAUUAUACAAGCACAUGAUUUCUUAUGACUUUUUGUACCUAUUUCUUAAUCCGAGGACCUACAUGUUUUAGCUUGAGGCACACUUGUUACCACUUAGCAUUUCAUUUUUUCCUUGUUUGGCAGUUCCAUCUGAAAUAGGUCCUCAAGUUAAAGGCUAGUUUUCUUUUCCAACAAUAGAAGUGAUUGCCUCCAAGAAACACCCCUUUAGAAACAACCCCCAUGUGGAAAAAAAGCACCAAGCUGUAGCCAUUGUGUCCUUAAACUCGUUUAACAAUAUUUUAUUAACUGCUUACUUUAAACAGCCUUGUCGUCGCUGGAGGUGUAUCGCGUUUAGGCUGGGGUCCGACAUUUGUGAGGGAGUUUAAAAAGAAAAAAGGGGGGCGGGUGGGGGUCGCGCUCUGGGCUCUGGUUUUAAGAGGACUAUUUUUUAGAUUAAUUCAGCGUCUUGACUAUUUUUAGUAAAGUGCAUGGUUUUUUUUACAAUCUUUACUAAAGGCUGGGACGGGAGGGAGGGGGGAUCUACUGACACCAGGGGAGGCUCUUCUGAUAGGAUCCCCUUGCCUUCAAUCAGAGGAGAGGACAAAAAAAAGAAAUCAAGAGUAAUGUUUAAACUUUGUGUCAAUGUGACAUUGACAGAGGUGAAGCGAGUUUAGUCUAAACACUGCCAUUUUCGGGGAGGUGACUUUAUGUAGAGACCCUCUCUUCAUGCACACUCCCACUUGCUAGUGGUUGUAGCUUUGGUUUAUUGGGAACAAUGUCUUUGGCUGCAGUGGUGCCCUGAAUCGCAGUCUUUGCUUUGCGUUGCCUUCUCACAGUGACAAUAGAGCUAGCCAUGUUUUACUGCCAAUUUUAACUUUUAUGUGGCUGCUAUUUUGCACUGGAUGUCUUUGAACUAGCUUGUUGACUUCUUUAGAAACCAUUUUUGGACGAUUGUUGGCCGGCUUUAUUUCAGGACACCUGCAGGAGGGGAGGGGCAGGGGGCGGAGCCAGAGAUCCUCCUGCUUGAUUGGAUUAAUUAAAUACAAAAAAACCCAACAAAAAAACAGAAAAAAAGAAAGAAAGCAAUGAUGACAAAUCACGUUUCAGCCAACAGCAAUUGCAUCAGUUUUGUUUUCUUGUUGGCACAGGACUACACCAGGGGAGCACGAAAUAACCGUAAAAGUUAAUGGUCUGCGUAGGCUAUUAGUUCAUUAUGUCCUUUACUACGGGUCCAAUUAGGAAAGGAGUAAGUUGUAAUCCAUGAAAACCAUGAAGUCUCUUAUCUUGGAGGAACCUCUUGCAUAUACUCGAUGCUAGCUUCAGGAGGACUUUCUAAAUGUUUUCAAUGUUAUUGUGUAGUUGAUAGCACUAUUAUGAAAAAGCUACUUGUCAUUCCAUAGGAGUCUUCUGAGGACUGCUUUGUGUAUCACUGUGACUGCCGUGUGUGCUUAGAGAUGUAGACUUAUCAGUAGGUAGCGAAACCAGUCUGUUCUGUAGUGAUGUCGUAGCGUUUAAUGCCAUUUUUUCCCUUCUACACGCAAAGAGAGAACAAGAGAGAGAGAGAGAGCGUGGCGUCGCCUGACUUCACGCAACCAAAAAAAAGAAAAGGAAAAAAAAAAGGAGGCUUUUAUCUGAGCGCGAGCGGGUUGCUUCACACAGCAUUUUGUUGAGCACUGUGCAAUACUUGUAUGUUCAUCCCAUAGUGUUAACGUGGGUGGCGUUGCCCGAGAAAAGAGAUUAUAACCCUUCGAGGAUGAAUCCAGUCCAGAGAGAUGUUUUCUCCUUUCCAGUGAAAUGGUUAGGACACAGCACACUUAGAUUCAGCUUAUAGUUUGGAGCUUGACACCUGCUGACCUCUGUUUAGGGUUCCCUCCCUUUUCCGCAGGUUCAUUUUCUCUUCUUGCACACAGUUCCAGCAUCAGAAGUUUCAGGGAGUCUUCGUUAAAUACCAAACAAGAUUCUGCAUUUAGAUAUCCCCUUAAAAAUGCCAUGUAUAUAUUUACAUAAUCGUGUCAAAGAAAAUGUAUAUCUAGAAUAAAUAUAAAGUGACCUGAAUGAUUAUUCAGCCGCAAAAUAUCGCUUUUAUCCAGAUGCUAUAUCUCAUCAUCGUUAAUCCAUUUUCAUUACAGUUAUUUUAUUUAUGUAUUUUUAUUUUUUAUUUUUUUAUCUUCCCUGUUGAUUCAAAACCCCUUUUCUAUUUGAGAUGAAAACUCUGAAUGUACAGUGAGGACCGUGUUGGUGUAGAUUACUUUAAUUGUGAGAUUAGAUGUACUUUGCACUUUUUGUUGUUUAAAAGAACAUAUUUUUAAUAUUUUUUCAGCUAUUAUGGAUUCAUUUCAUAUUCCUAUGGGGUAAAAACAAACAAACAACCUCCCCUGUGAUAGCAUUCCAAUAUCACUGAGCAUACUUUAAUACAGCUGUAUUCCCAAUCCCUCUUCAGCUGGGGGAGCUCUUUUAUUUGACAUGUUUUCCAUAUAUAGAUCCAUGAAUUCCAGUACAGCUUCAGAUUUAAAUAAUAAAAAAAUAUAUUAAAGUAAAAGGUGCAGUCUUUGCAAAAAUGGCCCAAGCAAUUUGACAUGAAUACUAAUGCAGAAAGGUUGCACCAAAGGAAUUAUCCAAUCAAAGCUGAGAGAAAAUCAAACCGAAUUAUAUGAAAAUAUAACAAGUGCACGAACGUAUCAGGGAAUUCAGUAAAUGGGCAGCAUUGCAAAACCCAUCGGAUUGUGAGGCGUGUGGAGGAAACUACAAAGCAAAAGCCAUUACCUGCGCUGCAGCGCAAUGCUCCAGUUACUGCGAUUCCCCACCAAAAAAAGUGCGCACGCCUAAUCACCCCCCACACCCACACCCUAAAUUCAAGCUCUCUUCUGUGUGACAAGGAACUGAAGAAUCUCUCCAGUGACACCGACAAAAAGCCACACUGACCUUUCAAAAACAAAGCUGUGUAAAGUAUUAGAAUCUGAUGCUGUAGAAAGAUCCUAGUUGCCUUUGUGUAUAUCAACUGCCUGCUUGAGUAUUUUGUGUGUGGAAAUUUUCUCUGUAAUCUUGUAGAACUGUUCGGGGUGUUUUUUCCUGCCAUAUCGCUCGCAGUGACGGCGAGCCUGCUGACGGUUAUAUUUGCUGUGUAUACCUUCAUUUUUUGAUGAGGUGUUUUCCAGUUUUGUUUCACUUUGUGUAGUGAUUCACUCUGUGGAGUUUUCUGACUGUUGUUAUAUAACUUCAUAUACACAAAUGAUCAAUAAAAAUGUUUUAUUUCCUGUU
Oreochromis aureus is the source of this 5450-nucleotide messenger RNA. It is a transcript of the gene syt1a, whose product is annotated as synaptotagmin Ia. Gene Ontology annotation, cellular component: synaptic vesicle membrane; dense core granule; axon. Bases 224 to 1492 code for a protein of 422 amino acids. Gene Ontology annotation, molecular function: phosphatidylserine binding; calcium-dependent phospholipid binding; calcium ion binding. NCBI's taxonomy places the organism in Eukaryota, Metazoa, Chordata, Actinopteri, Cichliformes, Cichlidae. Gene Ontology annotation, biological process: cellular response to calcium ion; regulation of dopamine secretion; calcium ion-regulated exocytosis of neurotransmitter. The transcript is spliced from 11 exons. The record is from RefSeq and is a predicted model, not a curated record.